AUGAAGCAUCAUGGCAUAAUGGAAAGCGAGAGGGGAAAUAAGAGAAAACUCAGGAUGAGGUACCUCGGGAUCACAAGGCCGCUCACGUACCCUGUGCGGCAGAAUGGGAAAUGCAUGGCCAAGAUGAUCCUCUCCGUCUGGCUUCUCUCCGCCUCCAUCACUUUACCCCCGCUCUUUGGAUGGGCACAGAACGUCAACGACGACAAGGUAUGCCUGAUCAGCCAGGAUUUCGGCUACACGAUUUACUCUACCGCAGUGGCAUUUUACAUCCCCAUGUCGGUCAUGCUCUUCAUGUACUACCAGAUUUACAAGGCCGCCCGCAAGAGCGCCGCCAAACACAAGUUCCCCGGCUUCCCGCGCCACCCGGAGCCCGACAGCAUCAUCUCCCUGAACGGCAUGGUGAAGCUGCAGAAGGAGGUGGAGGAGUGCGCCAACCUUUCGAGACUCCUCAAACACGAGAGGAAAAACAUCUCCAUCUUUAAGAGGGAGCAGAAAGCAGCCACCACCCUGGGGAUCAUCGUCGGGGCCUUCACCGUGUGCUGGCUGCCCUUCUUCCUCCUCUCGACCGCCAGGCCCUUCAUCUGCGGCACCUCCUGCAGCUGCAUCCCGCUGUGGGUGGAGAGGACAUUUCUGUGGCUGGGCUAUGCAAACUCUCUCAUUAACCCUUUUAUAUAUGCCUUCUUCAACCGGGACCUGCGGACCACCUAUCGCAGCCUGCUCCAGUGCCAGUACCGGAAUAUCAACCGCAAGCUCUCGGCUGCGGGCAUGCACGAGGCCCUGAAGCUGGCGGAGAGGCCCGACAGAGCCGAGUUUGUGCUACAAAAGUCUGACUGCUGUAGAAAAAAAAGCCAUGAUUCAUGAUCAAAAGCAAAAUCAUGGAGACGAACAAAACAAGGCAAGACAGAGGUGGAAACAGAACGAAAGCAUGUGCUGAGACUCUGAAACGCUGCUUCCGGGUUUUCUUGGGCUGGUUCAAACGUGACAAGCAGGGCGAUCUGGUGUACACGCGUAUCAUGAGGGAGCUGGUGACCUCUCCUUGUUUGUUCCCUGUGGAUCAGUGCUACUGUGUGCAAAUGAAAAUAGUUCUCAGUUUAAGACAGGCAGACCAGCUCGGCAGUAAGCUCCCGAACUGAGCUGAGCUCCAGAAAGGAAACAGUUUCUGGUGCUUUACGAAUGUCCAAGUCCAUGCAAGUCCGAGCCUAGGCAUUGCGGUGGAUAUUCAGGAAUCCGUUCACGAGAGAGAGAGUUAAUUUUGUUGUAGGACAGAUGGGUGUUUUUCCAAGCUAACUGCAGUAAGCAUAGUGUUGACUAUGUUGCAUGUCCCGUGUUAGAAAACAGAAUCCCGUCAUCAGCUCAUACAAAUGAUUUCCCAGAGCAGUGUCUGUUUUAAGCUUCUGUCAAACCGUUUGGCUUUUCCGCAGGGUCCCUGUGACUUGCCCACGGCGCACUUUCUUUGUUAACUGGCUUACUGUUACGGUAUAACUCAGGAACAGAUCUCAGGAUGGAGAGCGUCAGAAAACCCGAAUAAAGCUUUUUCUUGUGCUCACACUUCCUCCGAGGGGUUCUGAGAGGUGAGGGGACUCCUUCCAUGAGGACUUGUUACCUAUCUGCACUGGAUGUUAACCUGGGUGUUGGCACUGAACCUGAACUUUGGACUCUCAUUACACGCUGGUGCCAUGGGCCCAAGGCUGGCCCAUAGCUGUGCUUU
Molecule: messenger RNA, 1708 nt
Organism: Myotis lucifugus (little brown bat)
Lineage: Eukaryota; Metazoa; Chordata; Mammalia; Chiroptera; Vespertilionidae
Product: 5-hydroxytryptamine receptor 7-like
Exons: 3
Coding region: 1-861 (286 amino acids)
Biological process (GO): chemical synaptic transmission; circadian rhythm; G protein-coupled receptor signaling pathway, coupled to cyclic nucleotide second messenger
Cellular component (GO): membrane; dendrite
Molecular function (GO): neurotransmitter receptor activity; G protein-coupled serotonin receptor activity
Source: RefSeq, a predicted model, not a curated record